AUGGCAACUCGCACACAAUUCGAAAACUCAAACGAAAUCGGAGUAUUUUGCAAACUUACCAACGCAUACUGCUUAGUCCCAAUAGGUAGCAAUGAAAACUUUUACAGUGUCUUUGAAAGUGAGUUAGGUGGGCACAUUCCAGUAAUUCACUCCACUAUAGCAGGAACUCGUAUAGUAGGUCGAGUCUCUUGUGGUAAUUCUAAUGGUCUUUUGCUUCCAAGCAUCACAACUGAUGUAGAGCUACAAACCAUUCGAAAUUCUCUCCCAGAUAAAAUCAAAGUCGAAAGAAUUGAUGAAAGACUGUCAGCACUAGGGAAUUGCAUAGCUUGCAAUGACUAUGUUGCUAUAAUUCACCCAGAUUUAGAUAAAGAGACUGAAGAAAUAAUCGCUGAUACCUUAAAAGUCGAAGUUUUCCGUACCAUGGUAGCAGGAAAUGUGCUAGUAGGGAGCUAUUGUGUCCUUACAAACUUAGGUGGAUUGAUACAUCCGAUGAUAGCUGUAGAAGAGCUAGACGAAUUAAGUUCAUUAUUACAAAUUCCAUUAUGUGCUGGCACUGUUAAUAGAGGAAGCGAUGUGCUAGCAGCUGGUCUUGUAGCUAAUGAUUGGAGCGCAUUUUGUGGCCUCGAUACAACGUCGACUGAAAUUUCUGUGAUAGAAAAUAUUUAUCGACUGAACGAAGCAAAAACUUUAGGAGGCCCACAAGGGGUGAGGACAGAAUUGAUGGACACUUAUAAGAAUUAA
Messenger RNA from Blepharisma stoltei, 741 nucleotides. The record is from the annotation of a GenBank genome assembly. Lineage: Eukaryota; Ciliophora; Heterotrichea; Heterotrichida; Blepharismidae.